Molecule: messenger RNA, 1692 nt
Organism: Andrographis paniculata
Lineage: Eukaryota; Viridiplantae; Streptophyta; Magnoliopsida; Lamiales; Acanthaceae
Exons: 3
Coding region: 7-1482 (491 amino acids)
Biological process (GO): carbohydrate metabolic process
Molecular function (GO): polygalacturonase activity
Source: RefSeq, a predicted model, not a curated record
CAUUAUAUGUACGUUAGAAUUCCAAUUUGGUCUUCUCCCCCAAUCAUAGCCAUGAAAUUAUUCAUUCCAGCCAUUUCCCACGCUCUUUUAACGUGGACCAUUUUCUACCAAUUAUAUUCCGCCACGUCAUCCUUCUCCAUUAUCCAAUCCGACGGCGAUCCGCACUUCUCCGCCUCCAUCUCCGUCGCCGAUUACGGCGCCACCGCCACCGGCGUUCAGUACGACACUGCCGCAAUCCAAUCCGCCAUCGAUGCUUGCUCCUCCGCCUACUCUCUAGACCGCCGUCUCUGCCAGGUCAUCUUUCCGCCGGGGAAGUACCUCACCGCGACUCUACACCUAAAAUCCGGCGUCGUACUGAACGUAUCCAAAAACGCGACGAUCCUCGGCGGAACGAAGCUUGAAGACUACUCUGAGAAGCAGGAGAAAUGGUACGUGGUGGUGGCGGAGAACGCGGCGGAUCUGGGGAUCACCGGCGGAGGAGAGAUCAACGGUCAAGGGCUGGAGUUCGUGGAGCGAUUCGACGAGAGGAAGAACGUGAUGGUGAGCUGGAACAAGACCGGCGCGUGCGCCGGCGACGAGUGCAGGCCGCGAUUGGUCGGAUUCAUCGGCUGCCGGAAUGUUAGGGUUUGGGACGUCCACUUCGAACAGCCCGCUUAUUGGUGUUUGCACAUAGUCCGGUGUCAGAACACGACGAUCGACAGAAUAUCGAUCCAUGGCGACUUCAACACGCCAAACAACGACGGGAUCGACAUUGAAGAUUCGAACAACACCUUGAUAACGAGGAGCAUCAUCGACACCGGAGAUGACGCGAUCUGCCCCAAGACCUACAAUGCUCCCCUCUACAAUCUCACCGCCGCCGGCUGCUGGAUUAGAACUAAGUCUUCCGCCAUUAAAUUGGGGAGCGCGAGCUCCUACGCCUUCCGUAGCUUGCUAUUCGAUAAUAUAACCAUUGUCGAGUCCCACAGAGGCCUUGGAUUACAAAUCCGUGAUGGAGGGGAUGUGAAUGGGGUUAUGUUUUCGAACAUCAACAUCAGCACGAGAUACUAUGACGAGUCAUGGUGGGGCAGAGCUGAGCCAAUAUACAUCACAACAUGUGCACGAGAUAGAGGAUCGAAGGCAGGGACAAUCUCCAACCUGCAAUUCAUAAACAUCUCUGCAACAUCUGAAAAUGGGGUGUUCUUGUCUGGGUCGGAGAAUGGUAUUUUGAAAAACAUAAGGUUUCACAAUAUGAACCUCACUUACAAGAGAUGGACAAAUUACGCCGGUGGGCUGGUCGACUACAGGCCAGGUUGCCAGGGGCUGGUGAACCGCAGCAGAGGAGGGUUCAUGAUGGAGCAUGUCGAUGGCUUGGAGGUUGAAAAUGUGAACAUGAGAUGGGACGAGGGGACGACAGGUCAGUGGAAUAACCCUCUCGAUUUUCACCCUUCAACUGUGAAUAAUAUAUAUAUUCGAAACUUCUAUUCUGGUUUGUACAACCAAUGAGAGAGGCUUCGAUGCGAGGAUUUGAUUUUUGUCUUCAUGGUUUGUUUACUCUCGAGGUUUAUUCGAUUAUCUGUUAUUCAAGCAUUUGUCGGAAUUUGGAGUUAUGUUUUUAGUUUGGUUGCUAUCAAUGUUGUAUCAAGUAGUCUUUACAAAAGUAGCAUGAUUGGACUUCACUUUUGUUAAUGACAAGCUUCAUGUGUUUCACAUUCA